ACUGAUGGUGCAACUGAUAUCUGUUUUAUCAACGAAGAUAACAAUGCGAGGUUAAUCAUUUUGUAAUGAUACAAUAAACAAAGAAUAAUCAAAUGAAGUGAUAUCGCCAAAAAUAAAUUCUGACGCUUUAAUUAAAAAUAUAAAAGAUAAAAUAAUACGAAUACACUUUGUAUGUAAAGUUUGAGCUUAAAGCACAGUUCAGCUUGAAAUGACGUGUGAAGACAAACAAGCGACAAUGAAACUGCCUAUCUCAUUGGAUUUGUCAAAGGAAGAAUUGGAGGAAUUGGUAGAUAAAGCGAAGGAUUGGGCACUCAUGAAUGGGAUGUGCACGAGGUCGAAAAGAAAUUUUGACAGAGACGUCUUACAAUUCGCACCGUUCGCACUUUUUCCAUCGCCGUUUCCUCGAGAAGAAUUUUAUAACGCUUGCGAUAUUCAAAUCAUUUUGAAUGUACUCAUACACAAAGUAGCUUACGAUUACGAAUUUUUGAAAGAUACUUUACGAGAGACGAUAAAGGUGGACGAGUUUACUAAAAACUUGUUUAAGAUCUAUGAAACUGUUCACAAAGAAGGAGCUGUUCAGAAAAUAUCUCUCGGUAUGCUACGCUCAGAUUUGAUGUUAGACACAAGUUGCUUCGAGGAAGAUACUGAAACAUUCAAGUCUCAUUGCUGCUGGAAGCAAGUUGAGAUAAAUACGAUUGCUUCUGGAUUUGGCUGGCUAGGACCUGUAUCUAGGCAAUUACACAAGUUUAUCUUGCAAGAGCUUAGCUAUACAUCAGAGUUGAAAAAUCUUCCUGAAAAUAACGCACUGCAAGCAUUAUGUUCAGGCUUAAUACAGGCUUGGCAUUUAUAUAAUAAUUCACAAGCAGUCAUUUUAUUUGUUGUCGAAGACAUAACAUAUAAUAUUUGCGAUCAACGUUUCCACGAAUACGAAAUACGAAAGCAGAAUCCGAAUAUAAAAGUGAUUCGCAGAAGUUUAACGCAAUUGGCAGCUGCUGCAAAACUAGGUUCUCAUAUGGAACUGAUAGUUAAUAAUCAUGUUGUGGCAGUAGUUUACUAUAGAUCUGGCUACGAGCCCGGUCAAUACCACACUGAAAAAGAAUGGGAUGUGAGGUUGCUGAUUGAGAGGUCAUUGGCAAUCAAAUGUCCGAGCAUUCAAUAUCAUUUAGCUGGCACAAAGAAGGUUCAACAAAUUCUCGCAAAGCCCGGUAUGGUAGCUCGUUUCUUAAAGGAUGAGAAGAUGAUGACAAAAGUUAAAAAAGUGUUCACUGGCCUUUAUCCUCUGGACUUUGACGAACAUGGGGAUGCUGCUGUAAAAAUGGGUAUCUCGAAUCCUCAGCGUUUUGUAUUAAAGCCGCAGAGAGAAGGCGGUAAUAAUAAUCUAUAUGGAAUGGAUAUCAAAGAUUUCCUAGAAUCUGUGAAAUCUGAGCGGGAUCGAGUAGCUUGGAUUCUUAUGGAUCGAAUUUAUCCACCAGUGCACAGAAACUACAUUGUGAAAUAUGGAAACGGCAUGGAUUUUGAGACAAAAGAGUUGGUUUCGGAGUUAGGCAUAUUCGGUGUAAUCAUUGGAGAUGAUAAAAAUAUUAUUGUUAACAAACAAGCUGGUCAUAUGUUAAGAACGAAAUUAUCCACCGAUAACGAAGGCGGCGUAUCGUCCGGGCGAGGUGUUUGCGACAGCCCAUUUUUAAUCGACUGACAGCGCAAUAUAAAUUGCACUGUAAAAAUUAUAUUAUGUGUUCCGCAGUUAUCUUACAGUAUCAUUCGCUUUUCAUUAUCUCUUGUAGCAAUACUUCAAUAAGUUUGAUAUUCAUGAAAAUUAAAAUUUUUUUAAUAUGCAUUUAUAUCUGUAUGCAUUUAUAUCUGUAUGCACAAUGAAAAUAUAUGUAAAAAUAUAUUGAUUAAA
Pogonomyrmex barbatus (red harvester ant) is the source of this 1900-nucleotide messenger RNA. Its product is annotated as glutathione synthetase. NCBI's taxonomy places the organism in Eukaryota, Metazoa, Arthropoda, Insecta, Hymenoptera, Formicidae. Gene Ontology annotation, cellular component: cytosol. Gene Ontology annotation, biological process: glutathione biosynthetic process; positive regulation of mitochondrial translation. The record is from RefSeq and is a predicted model, not a curated record. Gene Ontology annotation, molecular function: glutathione synthase activity; glutathione binding; ATP binding.